Diprion similis is the source of this 690-nucleotide messenger RNA. RefSeq names its product acyl-coenzyme A thioesterase 13-like. Bases 220 to 690 code for a protein of 156 amino acids. Gene Ontology annotation, molecular function: fatty acyl-CoA hydrolase activity. The record is from RefSeq and is a predicted model, not a curated record. Lineage: Eukaryota; Metazoa; Arthropoda; Insecta; Hymenoptera; Diprionidae. The transcript is spliced from 3 exons.
AUUUCUCAUAUCACAAGUGAAACAACUAAUUUUCUACGCUCUUGAACUCAUUCUCCGUGAGAUACCGCGGUUAUUUAACUUAUUGCAAAACGAAUGGGUGAACUCAGGCAUAUAAUCGUAAAUUAGAUAAUGCGAGCUGUAUAGAAGAGUUCAUAUAUAAUAGAGUUCCGUUAUUUUAUUAACUUCAUAUUACAAAUAGAGUUCUAAAAGUUGCCAAUAAUGUCGCGUAACAUUGUCGAAAUUGUCAAACGAUACAGCGAAUUCUGCCAAAUAACUAAAUCAUUUGAUCGCAAUUUAAAAAUGUUGAAGUACCAUUCGGUGGAGAAUGGAAAGGUCAGAGCAGAAUUUACUGUCACCGAAGAUCAUGUCGAUAACGAAGGGCAUUUGCAUAGAGGGAUGACAACCACUUUAAUCGAUAUGACAUCUAUUCGGGCACUGUUUACGCAUAGAAAUGGAUUCGUGGGGAUGUCCAUAAAUAUGCAUAUUUCAUAUUUACAACCAGCACUUCUUGGAGAUGUGGUUUAUAUAGAUGCUGAAGUAUUUAAGAUUUUACAACUGAGUGGGCCGAGGCCGAUGGGAUUGGUUGAUGUCGAAUUAUCGAAGAAAAAUGAAAUGCGGGCUGAGAACGUCAUUGCUCGUGGCCAACAUUCAUUGACCCCGUAUCUGCAGGAACACAAAAAAAAUGUAUAA